Adineta ricciae is the source of this 360-nucleotide messenger RNA. The record is from the annotation of a GenBank genome assembly. NCBI's taxonomy places the organism in Eukaryota, Metazoa, Rotifera, Eurotatoria, Adinetida, Adinetidae.
AUGAAAACGUGUUCUUUUCGAGGUGCGAAUCCACGUUCAUUUGAUGAAGGUUUAUUUUGUAAAUCGAAUCUUCCAGUCAUACGUUAUGCGUUGGAGCCAUGCGAACAAAUGAUUUGUUCUCUAUGCGAACCAACUAAACCAAUCGUCGAAUUUAAUUCGUAUCGAACCCAUCGUUUCGUCAAUGGAUAUCAUGCAAUACUCAAUUGUCCAGCCAAAUGUCAAACAGUAAAUAUUAUUUAUGUAUUGACUUGUCCAUGUGGUCAAUACGAUUUUAUCGGAUCUUCAUGUCAGUCGAUAGCAGAAGUCGUUGAAUAUUCGAAAACGUAUAGCCUGAUGGUGGUAUUGGAACAUGUUGAAUAA